Messenger RNA from Rhagoletis pomonella (apple maggot), 939 nucleotides. RefSeq lists its product as uncharacterized. Bases 1 to 507 code for a protein of 168 amino acids. Lineage: Eukaryota; Metazoa; Arthropoda; Insecta; Diptera; Tephritidae. The transcript has 3 exons. The record is from RefSeq and is a predicted model, not a curated record.
AUGAAAUCGAAAGAAGAUAAGGCAUUUCUUGUGAAACAGAGGAAGAAGAGCCGUCCAGGUUCCAUGGUUGGAGUGGAUCUCAAGUUGUCUCGAGCGGAAGAAAUCAAGGCGCAAAAGGAACUUGCUAAAAUGAACCGACAAAUCCAAGAAGAAACUUUUGAUAUUGUGUUUUUUUCUCUUUCUUUUGUUGCUUCUUAUUUAGAGACGGAUGUUGAAGACAAGUUCGAAGAAGGAGAAGAAGAAGAAGAAGGUACUGAAGAGGACAGCAUCUACCAGAAACUUGAGAGCUUGGAGAAACUUGAGAGCUUGGAGGAAAUAGAAGCUGUAGAAGAUCCAGGACCAUAUCGAUGGAAGGUAUCCGACAGAAAAGCCAUGCGAAUUUUAAUAGCUACUCUAGAAUUACUAAACCUUGACCCUCUUGAGAACAAAGUCUCGAAAACUUUAUUACAUUAUAGAAGGCAAAUGUUCAGAGAACAAUAUACUAAAAAAAAAUUUUUGAUAAAGUAAACAUUCCUGAAAAAGAGCCCGUGGUUGUCCAUUGGGACGGUCAACUUUUAACGGGUAUUUAAAAAAAUUUACAAUGUGAGCGAAUAGCUAUUGGGCGUUCCUGCAACAGCAAACAGCUAUGGAAAGGAGCAAGCCGAAGCCGUAUAUGAAUGCCUUCAUGAAUGGGGUCUUCUCAACACCGUCAAGGCGAAGUGCUUUGACACUACAGCAUCCAACACGGGAAGACUCAAAGGAGCAUAUGUCAUAUUGGAGCAAAUGUUAGGAAGAGGAUUGUUAUACCUAGCUUUCCGUCACCAUAUCUUCGAAACUCUGUUAAGAUGCGUAUUCAACACAAAAAUGGGAUCAACCACUGUACCUCAUCCAGAUUUAAGAGAUUCCUCACUGCGUGGCCCAAGAUAGACAAAGGAAAGUGCGACACAGGUAUCAGUGAAA